GUACUCACUUUUGAAAAAAAAUUAUGUGGAGAAGUUUGCAAUUUUUUGAGGAGAAAAAAAUGUGUACUCCUGCUAUGCGAAAACAUAUAAAACAGACAAAUAAUAAAUCAAGAAAAAUUUAAUACUGAUUUUAUAGAGAAGACAUGUUUCAUUUCAAGAGCUAUCCUUGCAAGGAUUGUGAAGAAGGAUAUUUAUGUUGCUAUCAACAGCAAGAUAUCAUAAAAUGUAAAAUUUGUUUGUACAGCGAGAUAGCAUUUACAAAAAGUGAAAUAUCUUUGUACAUUUAUAUCAUGUAACAUGCUUGUUUAAAUAUUGAACAAGUUUUGGCUGGUGAAUCAAGAACUUAAUCUUUAAGAAAUGUUUUUUUUUAAGUUUUCAUAUCAGCGGUUAGACUAGAUGGGAAUUCACUUGUCAGAUGAGAUACAUUAAAUAUAAUAAACUUUGUGCAUUUAAAAUAUCACAGCAAGGAGGAUAAACCAUAGUGAAUAAUGGCUGUUCCUGGUAAAAAGGCAUCUCAGAAAUUCUCAUCUACACUAUCUCAGGGUGGUGCUGAAGAUUUUGACAUUUAUUGUGAAAUAUGUGACAGAGCUGAUAUCAGGCUUCCAGCCUUUGGUUACUGUGUAGAUUGUGAGGAACACUUAUGUCAAUCUUGUUUCAACACUCACAGACGACCAAAACCACUAUGCCAUCACCAACUCCUAGAUAAAGAUCACAUGCCACAAAAACAAAACUUCCAUAGAUCAUCAAAAUCUACUUCCAGUCCACAGACUGGUGAUUUUACAAAGCCUUGUACUAAACACAGCAAGGAAGUGAUUAAAUUCUACUGUCAUGACCAUAAUGCUCUUAUAUGUAGUGUUUGUGUAACCCUUGAACACACACCAACAUCCUGUCAUGUGGACUACAUACCUGAUAUAUCAGAACAGACUUUAGACAGCAAGGAGUUCAAGGAAACUCUAAAAGAUAUUGAUAAAUUGACAAACAAAUGCUCCAAGAUUACAAGUGAUCUGAAACAAAGAGUUGCUAAAUCAACAUCUUCUCUUAAAGAUGCUAUAGCAGAAAUUGACAAUUUCAGAAAAGAGAUAAACAAGAGAUUAGAUGAACUAGAAAAGGAGGUUAAAGAUACUGCUACAACACUCCAACAAGUCAACAACAAAAAGUUGAAAAUAACAGAAACAACAUGUGAUGACAUCAACAAAUCACUUCAAGCAUCAGCUGAUACUCUAAAACAUCUCAAUUCAAACAAGAAAACUGACCAACUGUUUACUGAACUAAAGAGAGCUCAGCAACUGAUUCAAGAUAAUAACAAUAUAAUAUCACAACUAUCAACAAUCAAUGACAUUGAUGAGUACAUCUUUGAACCAAAUCAAGACAUCAAAAAAUUCUUUCAAGAUCAGAAAUCAUUAGGAACAUUGAGCAGUAAGAAUAAGAAACAGCCAGCUGAACCAAAGAAUCCAACUGCAGUAGCAAUGAAAUUGUCUACACCUAGAAACUUCAAUGCUAAAUCUUCCUCAGAUAAAGGUGAUUGCUGGAUUACUGGUAUAGCUGUUUCUCCUCAAAAUCAAAAUCAAAUAUUUGCAGCUGAUUACGAUAAUCACUCUAUUAAAAUGAUACACAUUAAUAGUGGAACAAUAAAACAAUUAAAGCUUGACUCAGAACCAUGGGAUGUCACCAUUGCCAGUGAUUCACUUGCUGUUACAUUACCAAACAGGAAAACAAUACAAUUCAUUUCCUUCUCCCCAGACUCACUCUCACUGAAGAACAAACUGAAGGUAGAUGGAGAGUGUCAUGGUAUCAGUCAUCAUCAGGGAAAACUUGUAGUCACAUUUACAGCACCUGGUAAACUACAAAUCAUGGACUUAAAAGGUAAUACUGAAGUUACAGUUUAUAAAGAUUCCAAAGAGUACAAUAUACUCAUUUAUCCUUGGUAUGUCACAACAAACAGCCAUUCAAUCUAUGUAUCUGACUGUUACAAAAAUGCAGUUCUACGAUUUAACUGGAAGGGAGAGAUGAUAGGAUUAGUAGGAAUUCGUGGACCACAUGGUAUAACACUGUUAGAUGAUGGGUCUCUCAUAGUGAAUGAUUGCAAGAGUGAUUGUAUAUAUAGAGUAAGUGGUGACUGUAAAGACAGUAAAACUAUAAUGGCGGAUGUAGACAGUCCUUAUGCUGCAUGUUGGUGUGCUGAUAAUAGUACACUUUGUGUUAGUAAAAGAAACAUUGUCAGUGCUGGCAGUGAUAACAAUUAUAUCAGAUUGUAUAAAAUGAUGUAAAAGACAUGACAAGAUAUGAUAUGACACUAACAAUUGUAUAAGUGCAUCAGAUCAUCAUCAUUCAUUCAAUACAUUACUAUAAAAAUUAGUGAAACAUUAUGAUAUCACAUAUAACUUUAGUUUUGUUGAUCUAUAGAUGAACAGACAUAUUGUUAUAGUGUAAAGGUGAAGAUAUGCUUCAUUGAUCAAUUUUUUAGAAUUUUAUGUGAUAUAAAAGAUAAUUUUAUUUUUUAUUGAUGACUUGCUAGACAGCAGUAACAUUUUACAAAAAUAAAGAUAUUAUAUAUAGAGUAACAUCGGGUUAUUUCAACACUUUUAGAGAAUUUUGCUCACAAAAGUUUAGGUGUCGAUGUUACAAGAUCCGAUUUUAACCCGAAUGUGAAACUCACAUUCUUGGAAUACUUCUUGAUUAUGUAAACAAACAAGAAUGUCUUGUUUGAUUUGCAAUAUCUCUCUUACGAACAUAGAUAUGGUCGUAUAAUUUCGACAUGUUUCGUCUUAUUUCGACAUACUCAAAUUUUUUUUUAAAAAUGAAAGGAGAACAUCAUACAUUUAUUUGUUUGACUGUGCAAUUAGAUAAAGAUUUAUAUAUCAUAUUCAAUCAUUACAUAUAAUUUCAUUUUUUUGUUAUAAGACAAUAAAAUGACAUUCAACCAUGGAGCUAAAUAUAUCUGUGAUUCAACUAAUGAAAGAAUUUGAUGACAUAAUGUUCAAAUAUAAUAUGAUUCAUUUUCGGAGUAACAAUCACGUUUCUUUUAAGUUCUGAAUAGGUUCAUAAUUAUAUUCUCCACAGUACAGUACAUGCAAGAAUAUAUUUGACUGAUAAGAACGUUACCUGUACAUUGCUUCUGCAAUGAUUUGAUGUUAAUAUACUGCGCUAUUAAGUACAGACAGAUAUGCACAAUCAUUGACCAUCAUUUAUCAAAACGGACACAAAGUGUAUUUUUAUCAUUUACUCAAGAGGCAACUUAAAAUUCAUCGGUUUGCCUGUACAUGAAAAAUGCCAUCUUUUUUGACAUAAUUAGUACCAUUAAUCCAUUUGUCAGUGUCACAAUCUUCAUCAUUCAUUAUUUGUGCAUCCAGGACGCUGACUACUUUGACCAAAGUAGUCGUCAGUGUCAGCAUAGGUUGGAAUUUCAGAAUUUGAUUCUGACGAUGUCUGUUCACUUGCAAAACAGGACUAGCAGAUGACUCAGUGAUUAUGAAAGUACACUGAACUUUUGUCCAAAGACAAUAGAGGACUAUCAGACGACGUAGGGCAAGCAGAAGAUUGAAUGCUCAUGAAAGUAGUCAGUAGUCCUUUGUCAGUAGACGAGACACAAUAAGGAAACGGCAUAGGACAAGCGGAUGACUCAAUGUUUAUGACAGUAGACGGGAUGUUUGUGCCAGAAAAAAAUACAGGGUUAGCAGACUGAGACGGCAAAUUAUCAAAGGACUUAUGAAAAUUUGGUGAUGCUAAAUCUUUAAAUCUUUAAAUCAGUUACAAUUCAUGCAUAUUUGAUGAAGUUAAGUUUGUAAUGUCAAUACAGCGUUGGAAAUCUGCAUUUUGGCAACUUGAAAUUAAAAUAACAUAAUGAUUUUUUUUAAUUAACGUAUUUGUAUAAUUUAUUAAUGCAUGUAGAGCUAAUAACUAUUGUGAAUUUAAAGUUUUAAUAUUUCUAUGGCUAUGUGUCGAAAUUGGCCAACAGAGAAGAUAAGUAUCGUUCAAUUUCUACACCCCUGUAUAAUUGUUAUGCGUCUUAUAAUUGAGAAUAAACUCAAGCUUAAAUGUUCAUAACAUUCAU
Molecule: messenger RNA, 4051 nt
Organism: Ruditapes philippinarum (Manila clam)
Lineage: Eukaryota; Metazoa; Mollusca; Bivalvia; Venerida; Veneridae
Product: E3 ubiquitin-protein ligase TRIM71-like
Exons: 2
Coding region: 489-2267 (592 amino acids)
Biological process (GO): positive regulation of DNA-templated transcription
Cellular component (GO): nucleoplasm; chromatin
Molecular function (GO): ubiquitin-protein transferase activity; zinc ion binding
Source: RefSeq, a predicted model, not a curated record